AUGUUGAAUAAUAUAAAAAAAAUAAAUUUUUUAAAAAAAAUAUUAUAUAGGGAAAACAUUAAAAAAAAACAUAUAAAUAAUUUUAAAACAGUUUAUAAAAACAACAUAUAUAUUGAAAAAGUAACGUUUUUAUAUAAAAAUAAAGAAUUAAUACAAAUUAUAGAAUUCUCGAAAAAAGAAAAAUCUCUUUUUUUAUUAGAUGAUAACUUAAAAAUUAAUCAAAAUGGAAUAAAACAUUUUUCGCAUAAAAAACAGAGUAAAUUAGAAUUAAAUUAUGAUAACACUUUUAAAAAAAGAAACAAAAAAAACAGUGUAAAUUCAGAGAAUAUAGGAAAUACAAAUACACAAAUAAUUAAUAAUACUAAUGAAGAAAAAAAGGAGAGUAAUAAAAAGUUACUGGAAUAUAAUAAAAAUGAAAAAAAUGAUUUUUUAAUAAAGAAAAGUGAACAAAAUUGUAAACAAAAGUUAAAUAAUAAUGAAAGCAUUUAUGAAAUAUGUAAUAAUUUUACAUAUGAUAAAAAAAAAAAAGUAUCAAAUAAAAAGUAUAAUAAUCCAAGCGAUAUAUCUAUAAAAAAAAAAAAUUUUAAUACUGUCAAAAAAUAUAUGGAAUCUUUUGAAAAAAAUGAAAAUAAAAAAAGUAAAUUAGUAAUUAAAUAUGAAAUGAAUAAUGUUAAUAAUUUAACUGUUAUUCUAAGUAAGUGCCAACAAUAUAAUUAUGUAAAUUCUAAUUUAUUUGACGAUAUAUGUAAUUAUGUAUACAAAAAAGAAGUAAUAGAAUUAAAAAAAUUAAUAAUAAUCACUAAUAUUUUUAUAAAAUUAGAUUAUUUUAAUAAUGAAUAUUUCAAUUAUUUAUUUUUGGUAUUUUUAAAUAUGCAUUCUAUUUCUAAUAAAGAUUUAAUUUCAAUGAUAGGUGUAUUUUCGAAUUUAAAAAAUAUAAAUACGUACAACGUUUUAUGUUUAUAUAAAUUUAAUUUUAUAAUUUUGCAUAGGUUAUACACAUUCUCUCUAUAUCAAUUAUAUAAUAUACUAAAUUCGUAUUUAAAAAUAUAUAAAAAUAUAAAUAAAUUAGAAGAAAAUGUUAAAAAUAGAGAUGAAAGACAUAUAGAAUUUGAUAGUAAUUUAAUUCAUAAAAAAUAUAGUAAUGAUAAUCAAAAUAAUAAAAUAAAUUCAGAAUCCUUCAAGAUAUUUUAUAAAGUAAACUUUGAAAAAAAAAAAAAAAAUAAAAAGAAUUCUAUAGAUUUUAUAUUUUUUCUUAUUGAAUGUUUAAAAAAGAAAAAAAUUGUAAUAGGAAAUAUUAAUAGAUUUAUAAAUAUUUAUGAUUGCUUAAAUAUAUUUUUCUUUUCAUAUAUAAAGAAUAAAAUAGGGUGUUUUUUUUUAAAAAAAGUCAAAAGUGAAUAUGUAAUAUUUAACAGAAAAGAGAGAAAAAAUUUAUAUAAAAAAAGAGAUGAUAUUCUACGAAAAUACCAAAUAGAAAAUGAAAGCAAGAUAAAUCAAAUUAAUUAUUCUAAAACAAGCAAAUCAAACAUCAAAGACAACAAUAAUAAUAAUAAUAAUUAUAUAAAUAAGAAUAAUGUAUUAAUUGAUAAUAUAGGUAAUGAAAUAAAAAAUAAAUUAAGUAAUUUAAAUUCUAGUAAUUUAAAUGAUAAAUUGAAUAAAUAUAACAUAAAAAAUUCUGAAAUUAUUCAACUGAAAUUAAUAAAAAAAAUGAAAAAGAAAUUGAAUGCACGUAUUUUUAUACCUUUUAUUAAAAUUUACGAUAAUAUUAAUUGUAAUGAUAAUAAUAAAUUAUUUGAUUUUUUUUAUUAUACUUAUAAAUAUAUGAAUUUAAAAUUUGACGAGAAAAGCUUGUUAAUAACAUUAAGUUGCUUUUCUAAGAAAAGUAAAAUUUUAAAUGAUGAAAUUUUAUAUAUGUUAACCUUAUUAAUUGAAAAAAAAAUAAAUUAUUUUAACCAUGAACAAAUAGUAGACAUAAUGAAUAGCUUUUCAAAUAUUAAAAAUAAUAAAAUCUCAAAUAAUAUUCUAAAUUUUUUAAUUAGAUUUUUAUAUAAUAAUAAUAAAAUAAUAUAUUUAAAAGAUAAACAGAUAAAAAUUUUAUUAAAUACAUUAAUAAAAAAAAAAUAUUUCAUAAAUGAAGAUGCAGUUCACUUUAUAUCAAAUUUUUUCGUAAAUCAUAAACCUCAUUAUAAAAAUUUAGAUAAUAUCUAUCAUUAUUUUUUUUUUCAUUUUCAUUUUAAUAAAUUAAGUCAUGAUUUUUUAAACUCACUAUAUUGCACACUUUUAAAUAAAAACAAUAUUAAAUUCGAAGAGUUAAAUAAAAUAUUAUCUUCCACUAUAAUAAUAUCUAACAAUUUGAAAUAUCAGAAAGAAAUAUUUAGAUUAAUUAAUAGUUCUACCUUAUCUAUUUUAAAAAAAAUUUAUAAAAACUCAUUAGAUUUAAAAGAAUUGAAUAAUAUGGUAGAUUUUAUCUCCUAUAUUAAUGGUUUAAUAACAUGUAAUGUUUAUAAAAACUUUUAUUCUAACAUAAAAAAAAAAAUAAUUUCAAAUAAAAAAAAUACUAUUUUUAUUGAUAGUGUUAGCAAAUACAACGGUAUAAAGAAAAUAUAUAAUAAUAGUAUAGAGAACAAUAAAAAGAAUUAUAUAUUUUUUUUAAGAAAUAAUUAUUCAAAUAAACGAAAAUUAUUAUAUUAUUAUUCUCAUAAUUCUUACAAUAAAAUAUAUUUUUUAGUAUUUUCAUUUGAUCUGAGAAUAUUUAUCUUAAUUAAGAAAAUUUUUGAGAAAUUUUUAAAACAGGAAAAUUCUGUUAGUAUUAAAAAUGAAAUUAUAAUACCUCUAAUAAAAACACUGUCUAAUUUGCACGAAUUACAAAUAAAAACAUUAAAAAUAAGAAAAAGUUAUACUUAUUUUUAUAUAAAUAAAAAAUUGAAAUGCAGAAAAAAUAAAAUUACAAACAACUAUUUUUUAAAAAUAAUUAAAGAUAUUAAUCAAAACAUUUUGUUAUUUUUAAAUACAAAAAGUGAAGAAAAUAUAUUUUUUUGUAAUUUUUAUAUGUUGAAAAAUUAUUAUAUCUUUAAUUAUUUAAAUCGUGAGAAAACUAUACACUUAUAUUUACAGAAAAAAAUACACCAAUUAAAGAAUAAUAAAAUUACCACUAAUAAUUUUAUUUUAUGGAUGAAUUUUUUAAGCUCAUAUAAAAUUGAUGAAAUAAUAUUAGAUAAAAACUGCUUAAGAAUAAGAGAAAAUUCUUCUCAAAAUGAAGAAAGAAAAAAUUUAGAUGAAAUAGAAAAGAGUUUGAUAAAAAGUUUUUUAGAAUGUCAAAAAUCAAAAUAUUUCGAAGAAACUAGAGAGCAACUAUUUUCAAUUAUUUAUGAUGAGAAAAAAAAAAAAAAGUCAAGUUUAAAAAAUGUAAUAAAAAAUUUCUUUUUAACUUAUAAAUACAAAGGAUACAAUUAUUUAGAAAAAUUUAGAUAUAAAAACAAUCUUUAUAUUAACAAGAUUUUCAUUAAUUUAGAAAGAAAAAUGAUAAAAAGGAGAAUAAAAAAAUUUGAUGAUAUGAUUAAGUUAAAUAAUAGUUUUAAAAACAUCAAUAAAUACAAUAAAUUUUUAAUAUGUAAAUUUACGAGAACAUGGAAAAAGAAAAAAAAAUAUUUAAUUAUGAAGUCUACAAAUAAGUCAGGAUAUAUAGAACCAAAUAAUUUAAUAGAAUUAUUGUUUAGUACGAUUAUUAUAUCUGUUAGAUAUUUUAUAAAUAAUCAAUUUAAAAAAAUUGAUUCUUCUAUUUAUGAAAAAUUAAUAAUAUUUAUACUUGAUAAAAUGAUUCUUUUAAAAAAGCCCAAAAUAAUCAAUUUAAAUUAUCAUUUAUAUAUUAAGUUUAUUUUAUGCAUCAAUUCAUUAAAAUAUGUAUUUUUUAAAUUAUUUAAAAAUUAUUUUCAUAUAUUAAUGUACUGGAAAAAUAUAAUGUCUAAAAAUAUAGGUGACAAAAAAACUUUUAAAAAUUAUUUUGAUUAUACUCAAAGUGAACAAAUAAAUCAGAAUGAAAAAUUAAAUUUAUUAAGUUUAUCAAUAAAUGAUAAAAAAAAAAAAGAUAUUGAAGGAAGUAGUAGUUUAAUUAAUAAAAAUAAUAAAUUAGAGUGUCAUAAAUCUUAUAUAAAUUUAUUAAAUUUUCCAUGUAUUUCUCAAACAAGAUAUAAAUAUAAAUUAAAAAAUAAGUUUUCAUUUGAAGAUAAUUAUUUUUUUAAAAAUUAUAGUUUCUAUAAGAAUAUCAUUCAUCACAACAUUUAUGAAGAAUAUAGCUAUUUACAAAAUAGUUCUCACAAACUUUAUUUAUCUUUUAUUUACUUAAAGAUGAGAUUAAUGAAGAAAAAAAAUGAAAAAAAAAAAAAAAAAAAAAAAUUCAAAGAUAAAUUUAAGUUAAAGAAAAAAAUGAAUAGUGUAUUAUUCAAAAACAAUAUAAAAAUAGUAAAUGUAAAUAAAAUUGAAUUAUUUCAUAAUCAUAUAAUUAUGGUUGAAUUUUAUGAAGGAAUUUGUACAAAUAUCAAAACUAUUUUUUUUUUCCUAUAUUCUUACUUUAACUUAAGUUCAUUGGUGAAAAACAAAAAAAAUAUAAAUCCCAUAGAAGGCGGUGAGCAAACAUUUUUUAAAAGUGAAAUGGCUUUAAAUUUAUUUUUAGUUCAAAUUAUUUUAAGUAGAAAAUUUCUAAAAGAAAUUAAUUUGAUUCCCGUGUGUUCAGAUAAGUUAAAUAAUAUUCAAAACAAGAAUGAUCUUUAUCAGUAUUUGUCGAAAUUAUUAAGAUAA
Messenger RNA from Plasmodium gallinaceum, 4791 nucleotides. Its product is annotated as conserved Plasmodium protein, unknown function. NCBI's taxonomy places the organism in Eukaryota, Apicomplexa, Aconoidasida, Haemosporida, Plasmodiidae. The record is from RefSeq and is a predicted model, not a curated record. The transcript has 3 exons. Bases 1 to 4791 code for a protein of 1596 amino acids.